Molecule: messenger RNA, 888 nt
Organism: Calliphora vicina (urban bluebottle blowfly)
Lineage: Eukaryota; Metazoa; Arthropoda; Insecta; Diptera; Calliphoridae
Product: odorant receptor 45a-like
Exons: 5
Coding region: 1-888 (295 amino acids)
Biological process (GO): detection of chemical stimulus involved in sensory perception of smell; sensory perception of smell
Cellular component (GO): plasma membrane
Molecular function (GO): odorant binding; olfactory receptor activity
Source: RefSeq, a predicted model, not a curated record
AUGAAGUUAAUCAGGCAUAUAUGGCAAUGGAAUGAAAAUGCAAAUGAAGAAGAAUUCCGCAUAAUUGAUAAAAUAAGUUGCAAAUGCGUUUUGAUGAGUAGAUUAUAUUAUAUGUCUGUGGGAGCUGCUGCUGUAAGUGGUGUAUCACGGCCCAUAGUAAUUAAAUUGUUAAAGCUAUGGCAGGGAGUUGAGGGAGAUUUGGAAGUACCUCACAAGGCCAGUUUCUUGUGGAGCACGUCUACUCCCUUAGGUUACAUAGCUGCCUUUAUUUGGAAUCUCAUCACAGUUAACUUUCUAGUUAAUGCUUCAGUGGCCAUCGACACUCUGUUCCUAUGGUUAGUGGCCAAUAUUCUGAUUCGCUUUUGCAUACUAAAGGAACGUUUUAAAAAGGCGGCUCAACAAACUCUACCCAUCAUUACGCAUGAACUCAUAAUAAAGAAUAUAAAAUCUCACACACAAAUCUUGAAUUUAGCCAAGGAGUUAGAUUCAAUAUUUGGUGAAAUUAUUUUCCUCAAGUCAUUAGUUAGCUGUUCACAAAUAUGCUUUUUGGUCUAUCGUUUUAUGGGAAAGGAGACUUCUGUGGCAACACUAAACUAUCCAUUUGUAUUUUUGGUAGCGGUGGUCAUGCAAUUGUUUUUGUACUGUUUUAGUGGCCAGCUAGUAAAAGAACAGAGCCUUACGGUAUCCACUUGUAUUUUUGAAAACUUCAAUUGGUCUGACUUGCCGGUGAAUUGCCAGAAAAUGCUGCAAAUGAUUAUGUUGCGUUCCCAGAAAUGUUCAAAUAUCAAAGGGAUAUUUUUUAACUUGAAUUUAAGUUUAUAUUUGUGGUUUUUUAAAACGGCUGGUUCGUUAUUAGCUGUACUUAAGACUUUCGAAGCUGAUGUAUAA